Molecule: messenger RNA, 5711 nt
Organism: Hypanus sabinus (Atlantic stingray)
Lineage: Eukaryota; Metazoa; Chordata; Chondrichthyes; Myliobatiformes; Dasyatidae
Gene: rhbdl3
Product: rhomboid, veinlet-like 3 (Drosophila)
Exons: 7
Coding region: 434-1354 (306 amino acids)
Cellular component (GO): membrane
Molecular function (GO): serine-type endopeptidase activity
Source: RefSeq, a predicted model, not a curated record
CCAGGCAGCUUCCAUGGAAAAAUGCGGAGUCGACAUUUCGGGCCGAAACCCUUCGGCAGGUUCUAGAUUAAUAAGGGCAUCAGAGGUUAUGGACAGAAGGCAAGAGAUCGGUGUUGAGAGGGAAUGUAAGUCAGAUGAUGGAAUGGUGGGGUAGAGUUGAUGGGCUGAAUGGUCUAAUUCUGCUGCUCUGUCUUAAGGUCUCAGCUGGUUCUGUCCAGCUGCCUCUCCAAGUGCCUUUGUGCAUUCACACUCAUUCUCUUUGUUCUCUCCGCAGUCUGACCCAGCAAGCACAGGCUACAUCAGUGCCGAGAAGUUCCGGGGUCUGCUGCACACUCACGGGUCGGAGCUGGAACCACACAAGCUGGAGGUACUCCUGGCGCUGGCGGACAGCAGCUCAGAGAGUGGCAUCUGUUACCAGGACUUUGUCAACUUGAUGAGCAGCAAAAGGACCAACAGCUUCCGCCGUGCCGUUCUCCUGGGCAGCCGCCGUCUGCGGGCCAACUCGCUGCUGGAGGAGACGGGCCUCACCCUGGGCCAGCGUUUCAUCAGGCACAUCGCGUACGAGACCCUACCCCGGGGGCUGGACCGCCGCUGGUACUACGACAGCUACACCUGCUACCCGCCGCCCUGGUUCAUUGUCACCGUCACUGUUCUGGAGAUUGUUACCUUCAUCUACUAUGGGCUGGUGCUGGAUAGGUGGGUGCUACAGGUGGCACACCCGUCCUACCUAGAGAACCCGCUGGUGUACCAACCUCAGCUCCGGAGGCAGGCCUGGCGUUACCUCAGCUACAUCUUCAUGCACGUGGGGGUGGAGCACCUGGCUUUCAAUGUAACGCUGCAGAUUCUGGUCGGUGUUCCCCUGGAGAUGGUCCAUGGAUCCCUCCGAAUCAGCUUCAUCUACCUCAGUGGGGUUCUUGCAGGUUCACUGGGCGUAUCGGUGGCAGACAUGACUGCGCCCGUAGCGGGUUCCUCGGGAGGAGUUUAUGCACUCAUCUCUGCACAUCUGGCCAACGUAGCCAUGAACUGGUCUGGAAUGAGAUGUCAGUUCAAACUGAUCCGGAUGGGAAUUGCCAUGAUUUGUAUGAGUCUGGAGUUUGGCCGUGCUGUCUGGUUGCGAUUCCACCCACCCGCCCACCCGUCCUGUGCCCAUCCCAGCUUUGUGUCUCACCUCGGCGGAGUGCUGGUGGGGAUCACGCUGGGAGUGGUGAUCCUCAGGAAUUACGAGCAGAAACUCCACGAACAGUCCAUCUGGUGGAUCUUUGUCCUCGCCUAUCUCGUCUUUGUGCUCUUUGCCAUCCUCUGGAACAUCUUCGCCUACAGUCUCCUAGAAAUCGGAAUGCUUCCCCCAGCUUAAUACUCAGGACUGGUCAAGCCAGCAUGAUAUCACAACCCGGACUUUAAAGUUUAGCUUUAUUCGUCACAUGCACAUCAAAACAUACAAAGAAAUGUGUCAUUUUGCGCAAACAACCAACACAGUCCAAAGAUGUGCUAGGGGCAGCCCGCAACUUACUUGCCCUAACGCGUACGCCUUUGGAAUGAGGGAGGAAAUCCCUGGAGCACCAGGAAACUCACAUGGUCACAGGGAAAAAAUAUAAACUCCUUCCAAACAGCAGCAGGAACUGAACCCCAAUCACAGGCUCUGCAAAGCUGAUGUCUUUGGACAUCACUUUUAACUGAUUGAAACAGAUGGAUAAAUGGACAUUGGGAUUUGAUUGAAUGGUGCCUUGCUAAAGCUCGUAACAACAAGAUCUGCAGUGGAAAAGCAGAGCAGCUUCAUGUUGCUGAGUGAAGAUCUAUCCAGGGCUCAACAUGUUGAUACAAUUAUGAAGAAUGCAUGAUAGCAGCUAUAUUUCAUUAGGAGCUUGAGGAGAUUUGGACUGUCACCAGUCUAGCAAAUUUCUAUAGUGGAGAGCGUUCUAGCUGGUUGUAUCGCUGUCUGGUAUAGAGGAGCCACUGCACAAGAUCGGAAUAAGUUGCAGAGGGCUGUAAACUCAGCCAGCUCCAUCAAUGGCACAGGCAAACCCACUAUUGAGGACAUCUUCCAUCACUAAGGCCAUGCCUCGGCACAGGAGCAGAAUUAGGCCAUUUGGUCCAUUGAGUCUGCUCCACUCUUCUCAUUACCACCAUCAGGGAGGAGAUACAGAAGCCUGAAGGCCCAUACUCAGCCUUUUAGGAAUAUUUCAUGGACUGCUCAGAAACAUGAUGGUGGAGGGGAAGAAGCUGUUCCUAAAAGAUUCAGUGUGGGUCUUCAAGCUCCUGUAGCACCUCCUUGAUGGUGGCAAUGAGAAGAGGGCAUGUCCUGGGUGAUGAGGGUUUCCUUAUGAUGGAUGCUGCCUUCCUGAGGCACCACUCAGUGGGGCUGUGUUACACUGGGAAUCAGAAUCAGAUUUAUUAUCACUGACGUGUCGUGAAAUCUGUUGUUUUGCAGCAACAGUACAGAAUCAGAUAUAAAACUUACAGUAAGUUAAAUAACUAAUACAAGACAGCAAUAAUGAGGUAGUGUUUAUGGGCCAUUUAGAAAUCUGCAGGUGGAGUUCUCAUCAGCUACCUACUGUCUGUUAGACUGCUGGUGUUCAGGGCAGCAAGGAAGCUGCUCCAUCUCUGGGCGUACCGGACUUCCUUCAUUGUAUCAGUAGCUUCCUCUCAGCUUUCACUCCUGUCAUUCAUGCAAGUUCCGGGUGGAGACUCAGGAAAACCAUUGCAUUCAGAUGUAGAAGGACCAGUGGACAAUUCUUUGCUGGCCUCGACCCUUUGACCUGUUUGGCCUGGGUGAUCCUACCAGCAGCCAACACAUUCCAGGUCAAUGAGGCACGCAGGUCUCCAAAACCAUGAUAAGGUUGUGGUCCUCCUGGAGAUUCUCAACACCAGUUAACAAGCUGCACUACAUCCCGACUAUUACAGUGAGCAAACAUAUGGUACAUUUUCUCUCAUGUUUGUCCUUUUUUGUAACACCUGUUUAAUACUACAAACUCCGAGUGCCAAUUAACUUCUAUAGAUAAGGUUUUACCAACUGUACAUAACUGUCCAAACUCUGUAAAUAAGGUUUGCGAUGAUGGUCUGUAGAUAAUUUGACCGGUCUGGACAAUGAUCUUAUGGACAAUACACCACAAUAAACAGAAAACCUCACUGAACAAAUCUACAGUUAAAAUGCAGAAAAUUUUUUAAAAAUAGUUUAAAGGAAUUUCUAAAAAUCUGCUCUGUCAAUAUCAAUUUAGUCAAAAAGCAGAACAGUCCAGCACAAUACAGGCCCUUUAGCCCAUCGAUGUUGUGAUGUCUGUUUAACCUACUCUAAGAUCAGUCUAAACCUACCCUCCCACUUGAAGGAUGAUCCAAGCCCCACAAAUCUAUGAGCAGAGUCUGUUGGGGGUGUAUUUUGUCUCUUGUAUUUAUUUAUGCAGGGAGAAGCUAGGAGAUUGGGGCUGAGGGAAAAUGGAUCAGCCAUGAUGAAAUGGUGGAGCAGACUCAAUGGGCAAAUGGCUUAAUUCUGCUCCUAUAUCUUAAGGCAUUAUUGAGAUAUAGUGCAGAAUAGGCCCUUCUAUCCUCACCACUCAGCAACCCACCUACUUAAUCCUGGCCUAAUCGUGGGAUAAUGACCAAUGACCAAUUAACCUCAUCCAUACGUCUGGACUGUGGGAGGGAACCAAAGCACCCGGAGGAAACUCACAUGGUUACAGGGAGAGCAUGCAAACUCCUUACAGACAGCAGUGGUAAUUGAACCCAGGUCACUGAUACUGUAAAGCGUUGUGCUAACCACUGUGCCAUCUCACACCAAGCAGCAUUUAGAUCUUCCUUCACUAAACAAAACUGUAUCACAACUCAGAACAGAACAAACGAUGACAGCAAUUUUAUACAUAAAAUGUGAGACAGUGGACAGAUUGUGUUGUAAAUAUAUACUCAGUGGCACCUUUAUCAGGUACCUCCUAUACUUAAUAACACAGCCAUUGAGCGUAGGUUCAUGGUCUUCUGCUGCUGUAGUCCAUCUACUUCAAGGUUCAAAGUGUUGUGCACUCACAGAUGCUCUUCUGCACACUGCUGUUAUAUCGUGUGGUUAGUUGAGUUACUGUCACCUUUCUGUCAGCUUGAACCUGCCUAGCCAUUCUCCUCUGACCUCUCUCAUUCACAAGGUGUUUUCAUGUACAGAACUGCCAUUCACUAUGUUUUUAUUGUUUUUCACACCGUUUUCUGUAAACUCCAGAGACUGGGUUGUGUGUGAAAAUCAGCAGUUUCAGAGAUACUCAGACCACCCCAUCUGGCACCAAUAAUCAUUCUACAGUCAAAGUCAUUUGGAUCACAUUUCUCCCCCAUUCUGAUAUUAGGUCUGAACAAUAACUGAACCUCUUGACCAUUUCUGCACGCUUUUAUACACUGAGUUGCUGUCACAUGAUGGGCUGAUUAGAUAUUUGCAUUAAUGAGCUGGCAUACAGGCGAAUCUAGUUAUGUGACCACUGAUUGUAUGUGCAAUACUGGCAGCCAGCAUUCCAGGAAUGCAAUCCUAUUAAAGGAUUUUUCUAUCUCAACAAAUUUUUGGAGUGUGUUCAUUUUAUUUUAAAUCAGUAAUCACUCAUCUCCAGAAAGUAACUUGUGGGAUGGAGGUGGGAUGUUUGGGGAGGGUCGGUAGGACAGAAUACCCAGGAUCGUUUCUACCAUUCUCCUGUCCUGAACCUUUGCAGGAUCAUAUUCAGCAUCAGUCUGUGCUCUGCAGUACCUGACCUACCUGGGGCAGCAUGGUAGCACAGCAGUUAGCAAAAACGCUUUCAGCACCAGUGACUGGAAGACUGAGGUUCAAUUCCUGCUGUUGUGUUUGUACAUUCUCCCCAUGAUCGCGUGGGUUUCCUCCCACAGUUCUAAGACGUACCGGACAGAUUAAUUGAACAUUGUAAACUGUCCUGCGAUUAGAUUAAUGUUAAUUGGGGUUUGCAGAGGCAGUGUGGCUCGAAGGACUGCAAGACCGGACUCUGUGCUGUAUCACGAGACAAGCACUGUGCUGCUCAUUGGCACUGACAACACGCCCCACCACGGUAUGUUUUGAAGCACAUGCGAUAAAUAAAGCUAAUCUUUAAAAACCAGUAAAAGCUCACAUACUACUUAAGCAUCUACUUUAAUUAAUUCAGAGAUAUACAUCCCUUAAUAAAAUAUAAAACUGACAGCAGCAGACAGAUUGACAACCAAAAAUCAUCCAAUAUUGAAUUUCUAUUUGGAUUCUGAACAAACCAGGGUACAUUUUCAUUUUUAACCAGACAGAUUCCUAGAACACACAGCAACUAUUUACAAUUAAUUAAUAACACACACUCUAGUGUGGGCAUGUUUCAUAAUGUGGAUGUGUCUCCAAAUCUUCAAGUAGUGUUUUGGUUGAUAAACUUUGGUAAAAUUGCACUCUACAUGUUUCUAAACAAUCAGAGUAACAACUCUAUUAAUGACAGACAAGGAAAAUAACUACAGUUCACCAUGUUAUAUUUUCCAGUGAUCAGUUUUUCAUAAAUCCCCUUUUUAAAAAAAACUGUUCCUCUCUUUCUCUCUCUUCCCCCUCCCCCCCAUACCUCUUCUGAUAGGAAUAAAUAUCUGAAGCUCUGCAUUGCCAAACAAAUACAAUAUCGGUGACAGUGAGGUUCCUCCUCAAGUAGCACAACAUAUACUGUAGAGAGAGAAGUCUUUGUUAAAGUACGUCUGACACAAUCUGUUGUUAGUUAGUGGGGGUAAUCACACCUUCCUCG